This is a messenger RNA of Papilio polytes (common Mormon), 3870 nucleotides long. RefSeq names its product carnitine O-acetyltransferase-like (gene CRAT). The record is from RefSeq and is a predicted model, not a curated record. Lineage: Eukaryota; Metazoa; Arthropoda; Insecta; Lepidoptera; Papilionidae. Gene Ontology annotation, molecular function: carnitine O-acetyltransferase activity. The transcript has 12 exons. Gene Ontology annotation, cellular component: peroxisome. Gene Ontology annotation, biological process: carnitine metabolic process, CoA-linked.
GUGCUUCUAUAAUAUUUUUUUUCUUAUACAUGACUUGACACGUCCCAUGAAAUAAAUGCCAAAGGAACAAGUUUUUUGCUAAGUAGUUUGUGUGUGUGUUGUUGCAAUCGUUCCUCUCACCUCGAAAUAUAUCUGCCUACUUGGCACCUUUCAUUUUCGUAUCUUGAACCUUUGUAUUCAUAUCGUAUAGAUAGUAAAAGUGUUUGCGGUAUAUCGUGUAUAGAUGUCUAUCAAUAGCAGAGUACAGAAGUUCAAUCGGAACCAAGAAGAACCAAAUAUGAUUCGCAGCAUAAAAUUAUGUGGCUACAGGGGACUGAAUCUAGAACCCUAUGCAAGCUCAUUACAAUUGAUCAGCAACUACACAUCAACUAAAGCAAAUUUAAAUGUUCAGAACUUACCGAGACUGCCAGUUCCAAAACUUAAUGACACACUCACCAAGUACCUUAAAACUGUUAAACCAUUCCUUAGUGAUGAAGAAUUUGCAAAUACAACAAAAUUGGUAAAGGAAUUUGCAUCUCCUGGAGGUGUUGGGGUAAAGUUACAGAGUCUCCUUGAGAAGAGAGCGGAAAAGCAUACUAACUGGCUUGAAGAAUGGUGGCUAAACACUGCUUAUCUGGAAUACAGAGAUCCAGUUGUUGUGUUUUCUAGCCCAGGCUUGGUAUUCCCCUUUAGAAAAUUCAACAACCAAGAUGAACAGUUGCAUUAUGCUGCAAAAACAUUGUUGGCCGCAUUGGAGUAUAAGGCAUUGAUAGAUGGAGACAAAAUCCCAGUAGAAAUGAUGGGAAAAAGUCCACUUGAUAUGUCCCAAUACAAGAAAAUAUUUGGAACAUGCAGGAUCCCUGGAGAAAAGAGGGAUAAAUUAUCCUUUAAUGAUACCAAAUAUGUUACAGUUAUUCAUAACUACCAUAUUUUCCAUGUUGACCUUUGGGGUAGCGAUAAUAAAAAAUUAAGCGAAGAUCAAAUCGUGCAGGCGUUGAAAAAAGUUAUAGAACUUUCUAAGAGUCCAUCUAGUGAAGCUAUCGGCGUCCUCACCUCCGACAAUCGUGACAACUGGGCUAAAGCGUAUCAAGCCUUAAGCAAAGGUAUGAAUGGACAGUCAAUCAUAUUUAUUUUCAACACAUUUCAGUGAAAUCUUAUUUGACUUUCAAAAUACUAUUAGGUCUUGUCAAAGUAAAGAUCAUGAAAUAUGUGUGACAGACAAAUGGUGUCAGAACAGCCCUCCACCACCCAUGGACCCAACUGAUUAUUCGGCUAUUAUUUUCAGUUCAUAGUGGGCGCGGAUGGUGUCACAGGCUUGACGUACGAGCACUCUCCGGCCGAGGGACAGCCUAUAGCCGUCCUCACAGACUUCAUUAUUAACUACAUAGAUAAGGGUAGUACAAGUAGUGAAUCAUCAUCAAGUCCCAAGGAGCCUGUCAAACUUAACUUUAACGUGAACGCUGAUGUCGCCGACAUGAUCAGUACUGCCAAAACUAAUGUAGACAAACUUGUGGACGACCUUGAGUUAAAUUGCUUCACAUUUGAUGAUUAUGGAAAGAAUUUUAUCAAGUCACAAAAAUUUAGCCCCGACAGCUAUCUGCAGAUGGCUAUGCAAUAUGCGUUUUACAGGGUGCACGGGACGGCGGGCGCGCACUACGAGUCGGCGGCGACGCGCAUGUUCGUGGGCGGGCGCACGGAGACCAUCCGCUCCUGCUCGCCGGAGUCGCUGGAGUUCGCGCGCGCCAUGCUGCACGCGCGCGCGCCGCACGACCAGCUGCGCGCCAUGCGCUCCGCCGUGCACGCGCACAAGGACUACACCGUGCAGGCUCUACAAGGAUUAGGAGUCGAUAGACAUCUCCUUGGACUGAAAUUGACAGCUCUCGAAAAUGGUAUCGAGAUCCCGAAAUUAUACUCGGACGAGGGUUAUCGUCGCAGCGCUCACAUGAGGAUAUCCACCAGCCAGGUGGCGUGCAAGUGCGACGGGUUCAUGUGCUACGGUCCGCUGGUGGCCGACGGGUACGCGACCUGCUACAACCCGCGCGACGACGACGUCAACUUCGCCACGUCCGCCUUCCGCCGCCAUCCCGACACCGGCUGCGCGCAGUACCGCGCCGCGCUUGAGCACGCGCUGCGCCACAUGCGCGACCUGCUGCUGCACUCCGUGCCCUCCAAACUGUAACAUCGCCGCAUCCCGCCACCGGCUGCGCGCAGUACCGCGCUGCGCCACAUGCGCGACCUGCUGCUGCACUCCGCGCCCUCCAAACUGUAUCAUCGGUGCCUUAUCAAGAUCUAGCUCGAUUUUGACAAUCGUUGCGCAGCCUUGUUGAUAAAAAUGUUACCAAGUUAUAGUUUGUCUUAAAAUGUAUAUUGGAUAAAAUCUUAUAAUCUUAUGGCAAUGAGAACGGUAUCAUUGGCGGCAUAGAUGUUAAAUUGUACGUAAAGUCAUUUUUUUAUUUUUCUAACAUUCUUAAUGUGAUAGGAACAUGUCAGGGUAUUUUUAAAAUGAAAUUCAAGUCGAUGAAUAUAUCUAUAUUUAAAAGUAAUAAAUUAAUAAGUUGAUUUAAAUCAAAAAUCAACAUUCUUAUAUGGAUUAUUUAACAUUAUCUAUCGACCAAACGAAGUAAGACAUUGUAUUCAUAACAUAUGUAAGAAUUAAUAGAUCAAAUUUAAAAACACCCAUUGUAAUAUUUUUAUUUGACCUUAAAAACAGGGAGGUUCUCGAUUAGUUUGCAUACUAGAUAUUCAAUUGGAAUACAUACAUAAUUCACACUUCGUUUUUUCACCUUUUAUAUGGCUUGAGUCUUUGACAUAGAGAGCUGGUGACUCAAUAAUUUUCGACACAAAAAUAACAGCGUUGAAAAUUUAAUCAGAAGAGUGUCCUUUAUAAUACAAUGUUAUUGACAUGACAACAAACUACUUAAGUUUAUCUCAUAGCUAAAAGUUUGUAGCUCUAUAAAAUGUAUGAGGGUGUACCAGUAUAAAAUAAAAUCAAAAUAACGAUAGGUCAUUGUUUAUUUAUAUAUUUUCUCAUAUAACGCUAAUAUACGAUUAAUAAAUAAAUUCAAAUCAAAAUGAAUAAGUUAGCAUCAGACAAAUAAUGAUAUUUAAGAUUACAUGUAUAUGCAUUUUAACUAAUGUCCACCUGACACACAAACCAAGCCCGAUACUUAACUAGUGAAACUAUUGAAUGGGACGAACCACUUUGGUAUUCAAUAAUUUUACAUCAAAUUCACAUUUCUAAUAAGUUUUAUUCGAAACAACUUUUAUAGUAUAAUGCAGUUUCAUUCUAACGCUAAUUUUAUUUAUAUCUUAACUCUUUAACAACUACAAUUACUUUCAAGACCCAAAAUAAGAAUGGUAUAGAAACUGCUUGAUGUUACUAUAAAAAUAUUUUAAUGAUCCCGAAUUUAGCUCUACGAGAGGAAAGCCAGAUUUACCAAUUUCUACCGGCAUGUUACUCAAAUACUUUUGUACUUUAUAUCAAAACGUUUUGACGUAACAGGCGUGAGAAAAUAACAGAUCUUAUUAUAAUGGAACAAAAUAUAAGUGCAUACGAAACUUUUAAUUAAAUGUAGUAAUACAACAGUUAUAGCAGUACAUUAAGGAGAAAGUUAUUCCUAUAUCGUAUUCUCUAAAAUCUUAAAAUACCUGUUUCUUUGUUAACCUUAACUUCUUUCAAAUUAUGGAAUAAUCGAAAGUAACAAUAUUUAAAAAACAAGUGCUAUAUAUAAGCUAAACCACUUUUAAUUAUAUAACUAAUUUUAGGUGUAACAAAUAACAUUACAUUAAUUGAAAGAUACUCAUGAUGUUAAGGACACAAAAAUAUAUUUAGAAUCCAAUAAAUUGUAUUAAGAUUGAUUAAGGAGUGACCACUUUUAUAAAAAAAAAAAA